CCUUCGGGACCAACACACAUCAAACUCACUUUUAGUAGUGAAAAAAAGAGGCAAUGGCACUAGGAAGAAGCAUGAGCUGCACUGGCGCCGUUGCUCUUGUGUUGGUGAUAACUUUGUGUUGCGCAAACUGUGGUUUUAGCAAGACGGAGUGGAUAGUCGGGGGUCACAAGGGAUGGACCUUUGGUGUUCAUGGCUGGGAGAAUAACAAGACCUUUUACCCUGGUGACGUGCUUGUGUUCAAGUACAAUCCGAAGAUGCAUAACGUGGUGGUAGUGAAUAAAGACGAGUCGUUCUUCUGCAGGGCUGGUGCUGUCGGGGACGACAUAUAUACCUCUGGCUACGACAAGCUCGAGCUCAGUAACCAAGGCCCCAAGAUGUACGCCAUCAGCUCCAAAUUUGGAGACUGUGAGCAUGGAAUGAGGAUUGAAGUUCCCAUCACAACAAAGAUGAUCCACUGAUAGGCUGACUACUUGAUAAGCCUGUAGUUUCAUUUUAGUUAUUAUAUUGCUCAAAUAACGGAAGGACAUCUAAAUUAUGCGCCAAUGUGUUGCAAGACAUGUCUGAAAGUGAUGUAGACUGCACUGCAGGUUAUGGGUGCAAUUGUUUUGGCAAGUGGGCAAUUAUUCCCAAAGCA
Hordeum vulgare subsp. vulgare (domesticated barley) is the source of this 634-nucleotide messenger RNA. RefSeq names its product basic blue protein-like. The transcript has 2 exons. The record is from RefSeq and is a predicted model, not a curated record. Bases 54 to 458 code for a protein of 134 amino acids. Gene Ontology annotation, molecular function: electron transfer activity. NCBI's taxonomy places the organism in Eukaryota, Viridiplantae, Streptophyta, Magnoliopsida, Poales, Poaceae. Gene Ontology annotation, cellular component: plasma membrane.